AUGCGAGAAAGAGUGACAGAUCUCAUUCUGAGAUUGAGCCGAAUAGUCUUGUCUCCGAACAAGCUGAAUUGCAAAGAAUGGGGUUUUUUGUUACGAGAAGUAUUUGGUAGCAGCCUUGGAACAGGUGAUUAUGGACAUCUGUUAAUUGAUCAUGCUCCAAUGCUCAUGAGACGCUUUCUGUCCAUGACAGAAUUUAGUCAGCAAGGCUUUGAGGCAUCCCAUAAGGACGAACGCCAGCUUUGGCUCAAAGCCUCAAGUCAUGAUCGCCAUGGAGAAGCAUCCUCAAUUGAACAAAUGCUAGUGCAUUUUUAUACAGAGAGAAUGUUGUUCAUGCGUCUCUGUCUCCGAGAAGCAUUAAAAUGAAUUGAAGCAAAUACUCAAAAGCAGAAGGACAAAUUCACCUUCCAUUUUGCUGGUUGUGGCUGGAAAUCAAAGGAUGUUUGCUGGGGUCUCGAGGACAUCCACUGGAUCAAGGUCAUGGACCAUCUCAUGACACUGAUGUUCGGGCAGGACUUUUUCGAGUACACCUCUGAUGAAAAGAAGACAUGCCGUGUACAGGAUGAUUUCCAGCCAAAAUUUAAAUACAACAGAGAAGAGUGGCUCUGUGAAUAUGCCGACAUGGCAACUGUCCCUGACAAUGUGAUCUCAGAUGAGAAAGGUCCAUGUCUUGAAAAAGAUGACAUAGGUACGCAAACAUUGUGUACGUCUUCAGAGGAAGAUAUGGGUGUUCCUCAAGAGCUGAUUUCAACCAGUAAUAAUAUAGUUACAAUUUGUGAUGAAGAAUUGCUAAACGUUGGUGUUGAUCAGGACAGGGUUAUAGCUGUGUUUCCACCACCACCAGCACUGGGCAAGAUAGAGAUUUUGGCAAUGGACCUUGAGACUUUGGAGGAUGGAAAGGAAGUGAAUGAUUCUGUGGUGGACUUGUUUUUGAUGUAUGCUGCCUCUGAACUUGACAAAGAAUUGUUCGACAAGUGCCACAUAUUCAGUUCCUUUUUUUUCUCCAAGCUAUCUCAAAGAGUACAGAUAGAGGAAUCUCUGUUUUACCAUGGUAAAUGUGUACCAUAUCUUCAAGUUUCUUAUGAAUUUAAGUCCUUUAAAUAUAUCAAUUUUUACCCUCUUUACAGUCCCGAGGACCGGCAUGUAAGUGCCUCAAGCUUUGUUAGAAAUGUGGACCUUUUCCAAAAGAUGUUUAUCUUCAUACCUGUCUGCAGAAGCGGGCAUUGGUUCUUGGCAUUAAUAUAUAACCUCCCCUCUUUGAUUGGAAAAGGACAAAUGGGAAAAUAUUUGCAAAGAGCUCCAAUUGUAAUCAUUGACUCGAUCGUCUAUGGUUCAGAGGAUGGGUUUCAUGGCUGUCCUUCAUCAAGAGACUGGGAAGCAGACCUGAUCCGAAGUUUCAUAAGAUGCGAGUGGUUGGCUAGAGGGAAGGGAGCAGAGGGAGUGGGUUCUUCUCCUGACUUCACGCCAGAGUCGAUGCCCCUUUUUUACCCUAAGGUGCCACAGCAGGAAAAUGGAUACGACUGUGGAGUAUUUGUUAUGUUGUUCUUUGAGGCAUUUUUAAAUCGCGAGGUAAGUCCGUGGUGGGCAAGAGCUGCCAUAAAGAGUUUUGAUGUCUUCUCGCCUUUUGCGCGGAAACUUUUCGGGACCUUCGAGAAAUGGGUCCCAGACCCAGAGGAGAGGGGCAAGUCGUCAUAUCCCUUUGUCUUCAGAAAUACUGCCAAUCAACCUGAAGUAGCAGAACAGUAA
Molecule: messenger RNA, 1743 nt
Organism: Orbicella faveolata
Lineage: Eukaryota; Metazoa; Cnidaria; Anthozoa; Scleractinia; Merulinidae
Product: sentrin-specific protease 7-like
Biological process (GO): proteolysis; protein desumoylation
Cellular component (GO): cytoplasm; nucleus
Molecular function (GO): SUMO-specific endopeptidase activity
Source: RefSeq, a predicted model, not a curated record